AUGGCAGCCACAGCGAUGGCGGGCGGUGACAGCUCACUGCCAUUUGCACUGCCAUCGGGAAUGGAAAGUCAGCUCGGUGGAGACGGUCAACUCGGUGGUGGAAUACCCACCGGUGGUGAAAGUCAAAUGGGAGGCGAAGGCCAGGCCGGUGGGGAAGUUCCACUCGGUGGUGAGGGCCAACACGGCGGACAAGGUCAGACCGGCGGUAUAGGGCAGAUCGGUGGUGAGGGCCAAAUGGGUGGUGUGGGCCAGCACGGCGGAGAAGUUCAACUCGGCGGCGGGCAACAGUUGCCUGGAGGUGGACUUGGACAAGGGAAUACAGUUAUCGGAGGAGGUAAUCGUGGAAUCCAUGGAGGUGGCGGCUCCAAUGUCAUCACCGUGACAAUCAUCACGACAAAUAAUGGCGGAGGUGCAAAUACACAUGUAUGGAACCAACCUCCAAUGAAGCAAGGAGUCAUACACCAGGUUACCGUUGGAGGCGAUGCCGGCCUUGUCUUCACGCCUGAGACGCUCAACCCUGCUGUUGGUGAUAUGGUCCAUUUCACUUUUCAAUCCCAGAACCACACUGUCACUCAGUCUACAUUUGACCAGCCCUGUCUCAUGAUGGGAGGCGGCGUGGAUUCUGGUUUCAUGCCGAACCCGAACAACACAGUGAAUCCGCCUCCAACUAUGAUGUUCCAAGUUACCACCACAGAUCCAAUCUGGAUGUACUGUAAACAGGGACCUCACUGCGAGAGAGGAAUGGUAUUCAGUCUUAACCCCACAGCAGAACAAUCCCACGAAGAAUUCAAGAGAAAGGCGAUGGAAUCCGGCGGCGAGGGCGGCCAAGGCGGAACUCCUCCACCACCACCUCCUCCUCCACCGGCCGAGGGUGGAGAGCUUCCUACAUCGAUUGGUGGUGAAAUUCCCGUUGGGACCGGUAUCCCAGGAAUUGGAGACCUCCCACUUCCAGGAGAAGGCGGACUCGGUGGUGAAGGUGGCCAAGGCGGCGAGGGUGGCCAAGGCGGCGAGGGUGGCCAAGGCGGCGAAGGUGGCCAAGGCGGUGAAGGUGGUCAAGGUGGUCAAGGUGGUCAAGGUGGUCAAGGGGGCCAGGUCGUUCCAGGAACCGGAAACAUGGGAGAUGGCGCUUGCUCUUGCUCUUGCCUAUGCGGUGCCUCAGAGUUCCCUCCUGGGGCGGGCCAGGGAAGCGUAGGCGGUUUUGGAGGUAUGUUUGGACAUCCCAAGAUCAAGCUCGGGGUGAAAGCUAACAGGAGAUGA
Coccidioides posadasii C735 delta SOWgp is the source of this 1257-nucleotide messenger RNA. RefSeq lists its product as uncharacterized. The record is from RefSeq and is a predicted model, not a curated record. Lineage: Eukaryota; Fungi; Ascomycota; Eurotiomycetes; Onygenales; Onygenaceae.